Molecule: messenger RNA, 1240 nt
Organism: Nematolebias whitei (Rio pearlfish)
Lineage: Eukaryota; Metazoa; Chordata; Actinopteri; Cyprinodontiformes; Rivulidae
Product: sodium/potassium/calcium exchanger 1
Source: RefSeq, a predicted model, not a curated record
UGGCCCCUCUGGUUGUUCAUCUGAAGUCCUGCUGGUCUGCAUCUCCACUCGGAGUGGACAGCUGCCCCGCCCUUCCACCUCUGCAAAGGGCACCAUGACCCAGGAGGGGCAGGCUCUGCCCUCUCCCACCCCACCUGAAAACCCACCAGAGCCCAGUCCAACCAGCACUGAACCACCAGUAGACACACACAGCGACGCAGCUCGAGAGAAGGGUGAUACAGAGGAGAAACAAGGACAACAGAUCGAAGGAGGAGAGGAGGAUGUACAGGAGGAGACUCACAGAGAGGGAGAGGAGAGUGAAGGAGUCAAGGAUGAGGGAGGAGAGGGUGAAAUGGGAAACAGUGAAAGCACAGAGGAGGAGCAUCAACAGACAAAAGGAGAAGAAGAAGAAGGGAAGGGUAAUGAAGACGUGCAGGAAUCUGCUGAUGAGGAGCGAACUAACCCUCAACAACCCGGACGAAUGGCAAAUGGUAUAAGUGCAAAUGAUGACGACGAUGAGGCUGAUGGAGAGGAUGAAGGAGGAGAAGACGAAGAAGGACACGCAAAUUUGGAUACUUUCAGCUCAAACUUUGAGACGACCGUAGAGCAAGCCAACACGGAGGUGGAGGACGAAGAGGAGGAGGAGGAGGCCCAGAGAGAUGGAGAUGAACGAGGAAACCAGGACAGUUUCAGCUCAGCGUUCGAGCAGAUCGUGGAACAGGUUGAUGCUCAGGAAGACGAGGACGAAGAGGAGCGAGAGUCCGAGGAGGAGAAGGAGAAAAGUAAGGUGGUGGACAACAAAGACGGCUUUAGCUCCACAUUUGAGCGCAUCGUGGAGUCGGCGCUGCUGAGGGGCGGCACGUGUUACAGCAGCCUGGACUCUCUGGACGUGCUGUCACUCACCGAUGAGACGGACAGCUGUGUCAGCUUUGAGGCACCCCUGACACCGCUCAUCCAACAGAGGGCGCUGUUUCAAGGCCCCGAACCACUGGAGCUGGAACUGGCAACAGUUCAGGAGCAAGAAGGGGCUGAUGCUGGACCUGAUGCCCUAGAUGGGGACGUUACGGCUGGGCAGAGCCCUUUCCAUGGAGCGGGGGCCGUGGCUGGAUCAGGAGGAAGUCCGUUAAGGACAACCAUAACAGGAAGCAGGUCUGAAUUUGUGUUGAGCCAGCCUGGACGCUGGGCUAUCCCUAAUGGAUACCAUUCAGAGUCACAAGGAGCUGGGGAAGGCUCAGGCACCAUGAUCGGCUCUGUCAGGUAA